This is a messenger RNA of Symsagittifera roscoffensis, 390 nucleotides long. RefSeq lists its product as uncharacterized. Gene Ontology annotation, cellular component: nucleus; site of double-strand break; DNA replication factor A complex. The record is from RefSeq and is a predicted model, not a curated record. The transcript has a single exon. NCBI's taxonomy places the organism in Eukaryota, Metazoa, Xenacoelomorpha, Acoela, Convolutidae. Gene Ontology annotation, molecular function: single-stranded DNA binding; damaged DNA binding. The coding region runs from base 1 to 390 and encodes 129 amino acids. Gene Ontology annotation, biological process: double-strand break repair via homologous recombination; base-excision repair; nucleotide-excision repair.
AUGGCUGUUGAAAUCAACGGAAGCCGACCACGUGUGACUGGCAAAAUUCUACCCGACUUCAAAGGUCAAAUGGUGACUCUUUUGGGAACAGUAGGAGAGUUCGACCAAAACUCCAGAGGGCUGUUCCUGACGACAUCCGAUAAUGUCUCAGUCAAUGUGAAGUUUGGUACCGAAGCUUUGAUCUCUGAAAUGACCCCAAAUACUAUGAUAGAGGUUACAGGUCAAGUUGACCAAAGCGGCGAUUCCAUGCAAGGACAGUGCUGGAAUUUUGUGCCGUCUGGAGAAAAAUCAAUGGAUUUGAAUUUGUAUAAUUUGGCUGUAGAAAAAAUUCAUCAACUGGGAGCGAAUGUUUACCCACAUAUUGACCAGUCUCAAGUUCACACUGAGUGA